Messenger RNA from Selaginella moellendorffii, 1905 nucleotides. RefSeq lists its product as uncharacterized. The coding region runs from base 90 to 1799 and encodes 569 amino acids. Lineage: Eukaryota; Viridiplantae; Streptophyta; Lycopodiopsida; Selaginellales; Selaginellaceae. The record is from RefSeq and is a predicted model, not a curated record. The transcript has a single exon.
AAACGCAUCUCACAUUUCUGUUAUGAUUGUGCCCUCAUUAAGUCCUAAACUGAAGUUUUAUGUAAACUAGGGGUUCUAGGAUCUAGCAAAUGGCGUCUGCAGCGGCGGCGGCGGCGGCAGCGGCGGCUGGGGCAGUCGCAGUUGUUCUGGUCGAGCCGUAUGCGAUCUAUGGUAGGGAGGUUGCUGCUGCAGAGGUGGAAAAUGGCGUGUUGGACGUACCUUCGGGAUUUUUGGGCGAUGAAUCUUUGCAUCCGCUGUGGGUUCAUCCAAACUACGACCUUCUGGAGGAGUACAUUCAACUGAUUAUGGCCUCCGGAACAGGUACUCCUGUAGAUGCAAACAAGGAUACAGCACCCAAGAGGCGGAAACGGGUACGGAGGUUCAGUUUUCACCUUGUGGGGACGCCUGGGAUUGGGAAGAGCUACUUUGGACAUUACUGGUUCUACAAGCAAGCCAAGCUCAAGAACAAGGUGGUGUGGAGGACCAAAGGCGACAAUCCACUCUAUCUGUGUUACGACUUCUCCUUGGAGGAUCCCCUGGUUUCGAUGUCACUCGCCUAUGUGAUUCCACCGGCCUGGGUUAUGAAGAGCAUCUGGCUGAUAAUCGACGGUGAAUCCAGGGGUGUAGCAGGGCAUUACGGCCCUCUCCUUCAGUGCGUCUCCCCAGGCAGGCGUGGCUAUCACGAGGGUUCCAAGGACACAGGCAUCCUUUGUCACCUUGAAGCUUGGAGCUUGGAAGAUUUGAAGGCUUGCAGAGAUGAGCUGCAGUUGGAAUUCAGUGACCGUGACAUCGAGCAGCGCUAUGAGAUCUGCGGGGGCCUGCCGCGUUUAAUCUUGGAUGAGCAGAUGUCUCUGGCCAAGUUGAAAAGUGAUAUGGACAACGCGGCGUCAAGAGCUAGUGACUGGAAGGCAGUAAUCAGGCAUGCAGCUGGGGACGGGGAGAAACGUGCGGACUUGUCACACUAUCUGCUGCAUUAUAAGCUUCCUAACGUGGUGGAUUUGAACGAGAGGUACUGUUACAGGGUGACAAAGAAGGAGCUGUGCUUUGGCUCGGAGUAUAUUGAGCAGAUGGUGUGCGAUCUUUACGAAGAACAAGGUUUUGAAGCAGUCAAGGAUUUCUUCGACUUCUGUCAGGAAAUUCCUUCUGCCCAGUCGUUAGCAGGCAAGGUUUUCGAGAGGCACUUCCACAAGACGGUCAGAAGUGGAGGUGGAGAGUUCAAGCUGAGGCCACUCAAUGGCCCAAGCUCAAGCUGCUCUCCAUCUAUUUCUCUUAAGCCACAGCAUUUUAGGCGGUUGCGACGCUGGGAAAUCACAAGCGACAUCCCGGUUGAUGAGAGAGGCACCAGUUCGGGGCGGAGGAAGAAAAAGCAGGUGGACAAAGCUGGUUUCAAUCUCUACAUGGACACAGCUAGCACAGAGGAUGCAAGGCGACCAGGGGCAGAGGUAGCCACUGGCCUAGCAAGCCUCCCAGAGGCUUGUUUUGUGGAGCCGUAUUCUGCUACUCAGAAGGCUUUCGGCUCACUAUUCACUCCCGACAUCAUCUUCCAGGAGACCAUCUCCCGGAAUCAUAAACUCUUCUGGUCGGCAAUAUGGGAGGUGGUGCAAGAGUAUGAUAUAUGGCAUGAGAAGAAGCAGCUGCCCAUCCCAAGGCUCUACAAGCUCAUCUUCGUGGUUCCUGACUCCAAGUUCGACACUUACAGCUUUCAAGAGUAUAAGAAAGAUGAUGGCGACACGUACGAGCAGGCGCUACCGGUGAUGUCUCGAGUUCAGCAGUUUGUCAUGGCUUUCCCAUGGAAGUAGACACGCAAAGUUCGCUUUUGGUUUUUUUUUUUUUUUUUUUCUUCUCUUUUUUACUUCUUGAGCUCUGGGUAAUUGAUAUGCAACAUCACAGCAUACCUUGGAUUUU